UGAGCAUUAUCCAAAAUGGGCACAAUAUUAUUAAAGAGACAGCAAGUAGUAUUAAUGAUAAUAGAACUUUUGCAGACUUGCUUAAAGAAGUAUUAAAUAGCACUGAUUUAUCAGAUAUGAAUAUUACAGUUGAUUUUCAAUGCAAUAACUCUUCUACUUAG
Funneliformis caledonium is the source of this 161-nucleotide messenger RNA. The record is from the annotation of a GenBank genome assembly. Lineage: Eukaryota; Fungi; Glomeromycota; Glomeromycetes; Glomerales; Glomeraceae.